Molecule: messenger RNA, 2842 nt
Organism: Plutella xylostella (diamondback moth)
Lineage: Eukaryota; Metazoa; Arthropoda; Insecta; Lepidoptera; Plutellidae
Product: WD repeat-containing protein 36
Biological process (GO): rRNA processing
Cellular component (GO): small-subunit processome; Pwp2p-containing subcomplex of 90S preribosome
Molecular function (GO): protein binding
Source: RefSeq, a predicted model, not a curated record
AUUCGUUUCGUAUCGCUGUCGUGCCGCACGUCGUGUUUUUUGAAAACAUUGCACGUUUAUGGAAAAUAUUUAAUGAAUAGAAGAUAAAAUUGUGUUCCCAGUUAUUCUUUCCUGUUACAAAUGUGUUAAAAACCAAUCAAAAUGCCGGAAAAACCGACUAGUCGUAUAUUUCACGGGUCUAGAGUUUUAGGUUAUGUUAGUACACAUGUCCCUUUCGUCGCGCGAUUUAUCAAGAGACGCGGUGAAACCUUGCUUUGUACGAGUGUAGGCAAGUGGUUUCACACGUAUGGCUGCGACAAGUUCCGUCUGCUGAGCGUGAGCGGCGAGCACCCCGGCCCUAUCACCUGUAUGGCCGGUGACAACUACCAUGUCUAUACAGCCAGUGAGAACAACAUCUACGCCUGGAGGAGAGGUUGCGAGCUUAAGCACGUCUAUAAAGGACACCAGGCACCAGUCAAAAUAAUCUACCCGUUUGGCCCUCAUCUGAUUUCCAUAGAUGAAGCGAAUUGUAUGAAAGUAUUUGAUAUCAAGGAAGAGAGUAUAUUUAUGGAACAGAAUUUUGAUGGUAAAAGCUUUGAGGUAACAGCAUUCUGCCACCCGCCAACUUAUAUGAACAAAAUAUUGAUAGGUAGUCAACAAGGCCAGCUGCUUCUCUGGAAUCUGAGAACAUCUAAACUUUUGUAUACAUUUAAAGGUUGGGGAUCAACAGUAACUGUGCUAGAGCCUGCCCCAGCAGUUGAUGUAGUAGCUAUAGCUCUGGCCAAUGGGAAGAUUCUUCUUCACAACCUGCUCUACGACCAGACAAUAACAGAUUUCACUCACGACUGGGGGCAAGUCAGUAGUCUUUCCUUCAGAAUGGAUGGAGUCCCCGUCAUGGUGACCGGGAGCACAGAUGGUCACAUUGUCAUGUGGGAUUUAGAGGAGAGACGGGUGAUGUCUCAAAUAGAGUCGGCACACUCGGGCACGGUCAAUGGUCUCCAGUGCCUGAUGUCUGAACCGCUCAUGGUUACUAACUCUGAAGAUAACUCACUGAAGCUGUGGAUCUUUGAUAUGCCUGAUGGAGGAGCAAGGCUUUUGAGGAAAAGGGAAGGCCACUCCCGACCCCCAACUCUGGUGCACUACUGCGAUCCGACGGGUGAGAACCUGCUAGCGGCCGGCCGGGACAGCAGCAUCCACAUCAUGAACACCGUCACCGAGACCUUCAACAAGAGCAUGGGCCGCGCCUCGCAUAACAGAAAAGCUUCUAAGAGGAAAAAGCGUCUAGAGAAAGACAACCUAAUCCUACCUCCCAUCGUCAAGCUGAGCUCGUGCAUGCAACGGGACAAGCAGUGGGACAGCAUCGCGUCGCUCCACGCGGGCAAGUUCGUUUGCACCACCUGGUCCUACAACAAGAUACGCAUGGGAGACCACAAGCUGAAGCCGCCGCAGAUUGAUAAAGGGACUGUGGCUACGUGUCUGACGGUGACGCAUUGCGGGAACUUUGUUGUUAUUGGCUACAACAACGGCCAAGUGCACAAGUUCAACAUGCAAUCCGGCCUCCACCGCGGCCACUACGGCGGGGAGAAGGGACUCGCGCACAAGAAGGCCCUGAGGGGCGUCGAGACCGACCUGUGCAACCAGAGGGUUAUCACGGCUGGCGCUGAUGACAGGCUGAAGUUCUGGCAUUUUAAGUCUUCAACCACAGCACCCUACCACGUCAUGCAUCUAGAAGAGUCAGUCUCCGUGACCAAGUGUCACCGGGAGAGCGGCCUGCUAGCACUAGCCAAUGAAGACUUCACCAUCACCCUCAUAGAUAUAGAUACCACGACCGUGGUGAGGAAGUUUGAUGGGCAUCGGUCGAAGAUAAACGACAUCGCGUUUGAUAGCCAGAGCAGGUGGCUGAUCAGUUGUUCCAACGACUGCACAAUCUGCACAUGGGACAUCCCCACCGCGACGCUCGUCGACAUAUUCGAACUGCCAGACCCAGCCUCCUCACUCAGCAUGUCUCCCACCGGCGACUGGCUGGCCACGACGCACCGCGGGGAGCUGGGCGUGUUCCUGUGGGCCAACAAGCUGCUGCACCAGCGAGCCUUCCUCAAGCCCAUCGACAGGGACGCCGUGGCGGUGCCCCGACUGAGACUGCCAACAGCCGCGCCAGAGAAGCCAGACAUCGAGGACAUCGGUACCAUAGACCUAGGAGACGAACCGGAAUACAAGUCUCCUGACCAAAUCAGUGCAGAGCUGAUAACUCUAUCAGACCAGCCCACCUCCCGCUGGCUCAACCUACUCCAUCUAGACGUGGUCAAGCGAAGAAACAAACCGAAAACACCAUUCACAGUCCCAAAAUCUGCCCCGUUCUUCUUACCCACCAUACCGAGUCUAGAACUAGAGUUUGAUCUGGAAAAAGACAAAGAUGGAGAUGACACUACUAAGAUGCUGAUUCCAGAGGAUCUGACGACGUUGACGGCGUUUGGGAAGAAGUUGAGCGCGUGUCAGACAGAAGAGAACUAUGUCAAGUGUAUAGAGAAGUUGAAGACGCUAUCACCAGCCGCUAUUGAGGCGGAGGUCGUCAGUAUGGCGCCUGAUGCAGGCGGCACCGUAGAAGUAAUGAAGCAGUUCUUACUGCUAAUAGACGCUAUGUUGAAAAGUAAUAAGGACUUUGAACUCGCUCAGUCGUAUCUCAGCCUGUUUUUAAAGACACACGCGCCGUUUAUAUCUCAGAAUAGAGAUUUAAGGAAUGUUCUAGAGACGGUGGAAGCGACUGCGGCCGUAUCGUGGACGAGGUUACAAAACCUACUGUUGUAUAAUAUCUGUGUUGUUAAAGCCCUUAAAGAUAUGUGAAUAAAGAUAUUUUGAAAUUUCA